Messenger RNA from Penicillium taxi, 1122 nucleotides. RefSeq lists its product as uncharacterized. Bases 1 to 1122 code for a protein of 373 amino acids. The record is from RefSeq and is a predicted model, not a curated record. The transcript is spliced from 4 exons. Lineage: Eukaryota; Fungi; Ascomycota; Eurotiomycetes; Eurotiales; Aspergillaceae.
AUGAUUCAAUUACAAGAUCGUAGCAUGGUUCCAUCACAAAGCAGCAUGGUUCCAUUACAAGGUGGAAGCUUGACGGCGUUCAUUGUGGCGACCGUGUCGCUGGCUAUAUCCCUGUUCGCCGUUUGUCUGCGAUGUUUUGUCCGAAUUAAUAUCGUUAAGGCCUUUGGAUUAGAUGACGCAUUUAUGGUAUUUGCAAUGAAACUAAUUCAUCUACUUGUUAACCUUCAGCUUCUAAACAUGUUAUUUUGCAUUUGUGGUAUCAUGGGCUCUUUAAAUGGAACAGGCCUGGAAAUGGAACCAAUCUUAGUACAUGGCACGUUGGAGAAUUGUUUAUUUUGGUGGUGGCUAGGCUCGACUUCUUAUAUUUGGGUCUGUGCAAUGGCCAGGAUAUCAAUCGCUAUCCUUCUAAUACGCCUGACCGUUGUGCGGGCUCACAUAUGGAUUUUAUAUGGUGUUAUCUUUGUAACUUCAGUCGUCGGUCUGGUCUUUUGGGCUUUCCUCACCUUCCAGUGCCACCCAGUUUCUUACUGGUGGCGUCAAGCCAUUCUUUUAUACGAACCUUCGGCUGAUAUAACUGGAUCCUGUCUGAAUAUCAGCCGUACUAUUGCCAAUACCUAUGUCUAUAGUGUCACUUCGAUGAUUUGCGAUCUGACGCUUGCAAUUCUGCCUCUUUUCAUGGUCUGGAAGCUACAGAUGGAGCUCAGAACCAAAGCUCUGUUAGCCGGUAUCCUAGCCAUGGGUGGCAUCAUUUCUGAGCCUCUAUUUGGAUUUAUAUCUAAUAAAUUGAUAGGUGCACAAAACAAUAUUUCCAUCUGGUCCAACGUCGAAGCUUGCCUAGGUAUCACUGCCGGCAGCCUAGCCACUAUCCGUCCACUCUUUCGCCGUUUCCACCGCUCUAGCUAUGCCAAAUCCAAGUCGGACAAUGAAAACUUCCCGCUGCCUGUUGCACGGGGUAAUCCAAAUGGCCCACAUGCCUGGCGAGCGGAUAAUGAGUCAGAGGAAACACAAAUUGUCAUCACUACCAUCAGUCCUACGCAUAAAAGCAGUCAGGCUAGUAGCCAUCGAGACCUAUAUGAUGAUAGCAGAUCUGAUAGAGGAUCUGAAAGCGAACUUGUCGUAUAG